Hevea brasiliensis (rubber tree) is the source of this 2620-nucleotide messenger RNA. Its product is annotated as protein kinase STUNTED. Bases 130 to 2262 code for a protein of 710 amino acids. Gene Ontology annotation, biological process: protein phosphorylation. Lineage: Eukaryota; Viridiplantae; Streptophyta; Magnoliopsida; Malpighiales; Euphorbiaceae. The transcript has 10 exons. Gene Ontology annotation, molecular function: protein kinase activity; ATP binding. The record is from RefSeq and is a predicted model, not a curated record.
AUCUCUGAGAGAAUGAUUCGAUUUCUCGCUUCCCCAUAUGCACAAAACUCACUGACUGAGGCCCAACCAACGAAACAAAGCAUCUCUGUUUCUUUUUCGCUUCAGAGAGAGAGAGAGAGAUAGAGAGAGAUGAAGCUUAUCAGAGAACGGACGGUGGGUGGGGCUGCGGUUGUGGGAGGCGACGGCUGGGAAGGAGGUGAAGUGGUGGUUGUAGGGGUCAAGUUCGAUGCGGAGAGCAGAGAAUUGCUUACGUGGUCGCUGAUGAAAGUGGCAAAGCCUGGUGACCGUGUCAUUGCUCUUCACGUUCUCGAAUCUGUUACUGAUUUUGUAGGAGGCACAGCAUCGCUUCUGUCUCUAGUAAAGACAUUUGAUUCUUUGUUGGCAGUCUAUGAAGGUUUCUGCAACUUGAAGCAGGUAGAUUUGAAGCUAAAAGUGUGUAGAGGUUCAUCGGCGAGGAAAAUUUUGGUAAGAGAAGCAAAAUCAAGUGGUGCAGGUAAGGUUAUCGUGGGAACUUCUAAGACCCGUCACAAAAUCCGUUCCUCAACCUCGAUAGCCAAGUAUUGUGCCAGAAAUUUGUCAAAGAGUUUCUCAGUCUAUGCCGUUAGUAAUUGCAAAAUCGUAUUCCAAAGAGAAGCAACCCAAGAUAAAUUCAAGCGAGAAUGUCAAAUUUAUUCGCAAAAAUCCGUGAACAAGAAUUCUACAGAUAGUCCUUCACACUUAGUGUUGCCUGAUAAUGCUGGAAAUGAUUUACUUGAGGAGGCACAUAAUGAUGGUGAUGUUGAUGUUGAUAAUUCAUUGGCUUUGGUACCGGUUCAAUCAAGUGAGGGUGUGUCAAAUUUUAGUGCUAAUGUGGUUGAAAGAUUACCAGAGAGUAAACAGGGUUGGUCAAUUCUUCGCCGGGUAUUUCUACCCAAGCGUCGACCCAUAGAGAAAUCUCAUGUAAAAAAGAAUUCCAUGGUUAAAUGGGUAUUGAAACUGCCAAGCUGGAAUUCUUCAUCAGUAGUGUAUCCUGAUCAAAAACAGACUCUUUUGAGAGUUACAGAAGACUACUGUUCUGAUUUGGAAGGAGAGAAUGGUGCAAUUGUGCCAACGGUGGGCCCUGAAGUUGCAUGGUCCCCCAUCUCACCAUACCAUGGUUCAAAUGGCCUUCCGGAAGAGUUGAAAGGUCUACAUGAGAAAUAUUCAUCAUCAUGUAGACUAUUCAGCUAUGAGGAACUUUGUUUGGCCACUUCUAAUUUCAUGCCUGAAAAUAUGGUAGGCAAAGGUGGUAGUAGUCAUGUUUACAAAGGUUGUCUUCCUGAUGGCAAGGAAUUGGCAGUGAAAAUCUUAAAGCCAUCUGACGAUGUGUUAAAAGAGUUUGUCGCAGAAAUUGAGAUCAUUACACAAUUGCAUCACAAGAACAUAAUCUCUUUAUUUGGUUUCUGUUUUGAGCACAACAAUUUACUCUUGGUUUAUGAUUUUUUGUCAAGAGGAAGCCUAGAAGAGAAGCUUCAUGGUAAUAAGAAGGACGGGAAUGCAUUUGGUUGGCAAGAGCGAUAUAAGGUGGCUUUGGGUGUAGCUGAGGCUCUUGACUACCUACACAAUCUCUAUGAUCAGCCUGUGAUCCACAGGGACGUGAAAUCUUCAAACAUACUUCUUUCUGAUGAUUUUGAGCCACAGCUGUCAGAUUUUGGACUAGCUAGUUGGGUUUCAACAUCUUGCACUGAUGUUGCUGGAACAUUUGGUUACUUGGCUCCUGAGUAUUUCAUGCAUGGCAAAAUGAGUGACAAAGUUGAUGUCUUUGCAUUUGGUGUCGUGCUUCUUGAACUUCUUUCUGGUAGAAUGCCAAUUGAUGGUGAAAAUCCUAAGGGCCAGGGUAGUCUUGUGAUGUGGGCAAGACCAAUUCUAGAGGGUGGUAAAGUUUCCCAAUUACUUGAUCCAAAUAUAGGAAAUGAGUAUGAUGAUGACUGGAUUGAGAGAAUGGUUUUAGCUGCAUCCCUCUGCAUUAGUUGUUCUCCUGGAUUUCGGCCACAAAUCAGCCUUGUUUUAAAGCUUCUUCAAGGUGACGAGGAAGUGACAAAUUGGGCGAGACAACAAGUUAGCGUAUCAGAAGAAGUUGAUACUGUGGAUGGGGAAGCAUUUCCUACUAAUAUUCUAUCCCAUCUUAAUCUUGCGUUGCUAGAUUUAGAGGAUGAUUCUCUUUCCAUAAGUAGCACUGAACAAGGUGUUUCAUUAGAGGAUUACUUACAGGGGAAAUGGAGCCGCACAUCAAGCUUUGACUAACCAUCGUUUACGGUUGAAUGCAAUGUACAGGUGUGAAGAUAUCUCCUGUUUAUUUGUUCUGUAUAUUCCUUUUUUUUUUUUUGGUUGGUUGGUUGGUUGGUUGGUUUGUUGUUUGGGUCUUGGCAGAGAGGUUGUUUGCAAGAGGUUUACCCCCUCCUUGACUUAGAAGAAGUGUAACUUUCCAAAAUUAAAUGGGCAGGUAUUGUUUCCAAUUCUUGAUCUUCUCUGAAUUUUCUUGGAAGAUGGUGGAAAAGCGCAAAUGAGCCGUGGUGGCAUUAUGAGUGAACGUUUUUCCUUAACAAGUUGUACCUGAAGAUGAAUAUUACCAUUAGCCUAAUUAAAUUUCUACUUUUGACAA